UUAACACUCGCACAAGAGAUGCAACGCUGGUCUCUCAUGACCAUGCUGUACUUAGUCAUAUGCUAUGUUGGAAUACCAUAUUCUGUGUAUGUUAAUCGAGGCCAAAAAGUUGUUGUUGUACUGAUGGUCCAUCUCUCAUUAUCAGUGCUAGCAUUCUGCAUGCAGAGUGAGUGCGAUUUGACCAUUGGACUUGGCUCCACAUAAUCACUCAAUAGGUGCAAUAUCACAAUCUAUGCAACAAAUGGGACAAAUGUGGUCGUAACUGCCAUGUUGGGCGUCAUCAUGAUUGCUCGGUUGCA
Suillus discolor is the source of this 299-nucleotide messenger RNA. RefSeq lists its product as uncharacterized. The transcript is spliced from 7 exons. NCBI's taxonomy places the organism in Eukaryota, Fungi, Basidiomycota, Agaricomycetes, Boletales, Suillaceae. The annotation marks the transcript as partial. The record is from RefSeq and is a predicted model, not a curated record.